AAAGCAAUAAAUAAUCUCAGUCUUUCUCCGAAUCAACAUAUUGUAAAGAUGGUCUCACUUCCAUCACAAUGUCUUUUAAAAAUAUUCGAAAAUGUAUCAGUAUCCAUUUAUAAAACUUUGCACAAUUGUAUUUUUGUGAAUAAACAAUGGAGUUUAUUGGCAAUUUCUAUUCUUUGGAGAAAUCCUUUGGAAAAUAUAUCAUCAGAAAAUGAUGUCGAUGAUCGUAUCAUUUCAAUUAUGAAAACAUAUAUUGCAUGUAUUUCACAGAAAUCAAAAGAUUCUCUUAUGAAAAAUAAUUUACAAUUAUCAGAAGAAAUUUUGCGACAAGCAUCAUAUGAUUAUCCAUCACAUUUACAAAUUUUAAAUGUUCAAAAAAUUUAUGAUGGUAUAACACUUUUGAUAGAAAAAUAUUUUCAUAAAGAAGAUAGAGAAAAAGAAUUUCAUCAACAUCAAUUAUUAGAUCAUAUUUUUAGGAUGUUUAUGAAUAAAUGUAGAAAUAUAUACAGGAUCGAUAUUUCUGAUGUACCAAAAUCGAUUAAAAUCAUUCACUUUCCAUUUUUACCUGAUAGUGAUAAAUGUUUAUCAAAUAUCACAGAAUUUUAUUAUAAAGGAAAAACACAUUUAGAUUUCAUAUACAUUUUAUCACAAGUAUGUACACAAAUUAAAUCUUUUCAUAUAGAACAACAAUAUCAGAGUAAUGAAGGAUUGAUUAAUUUAUUUAAUGUACAAAAAGUUCCUUUGGAGUCCCUAAGUAUUGAUUUUAAAUCUAAUUUAACGUUUUUUAUCGAGGAUAUUAUAAAAGAGA
Molecule: messenger RNA, 805 nt
Organism: Rhizophagus irregularis DAOM 181602=DAOM 197198
Lineage: Eukaryota; Fungi; Glomeromycota; Glomeromycetes; Glomerales; Glomeraceae
Source: RefSeq, a predicted model, not a curated record